AUGAAAACUUCUUCUAUCGCCGUCCUUGCUCUCUUGGGUCUAUCUCUUGUCAACAGUGCUCCUUUGUCUGAAACCCAAGCAGUUAACGGUACCCUGCCAGAAUUGGCCCCAGUCUCCCACACAAUUGUCGAGAUGUACAAGAAUGGCGUUGAUCCAAGCAUGAAUAAUUUCACUGCCAGUGCAAGUAUCGAGAUCCUUGGUUUUCCUCAACCUACCGGAGCUUCUGAAAUUACCAUUCAAUCCCUCUCUUCCGAUGCCAUGCCUAUGACCACCCCUAUUAAUGGUGUACUUCUCACCACUGCAAUGACCGUAACAGCCAUGGCCUUUAUUAUUGCCUUUUAA
Phycomyces blakesleeanus NRRL 1555(-) is the source of this 342-nucleotide messenger RNA. RefSeq lists its product as hypothetical. Lineage: Eukaryota; Fungi; Mucoromycota; Mucoromycetes; Mucorales; Phycomycetaceae. The transcript has a single exon. The record is from RefSeq and is a predicted model, not a curated record. Bases 1 to 342 code for a protein of 113 amino acids.